AUUAAAAGACGGACAAGAAAAGGCAAACCAGAUAAAGAAAUCAUUGGUACGACACGCUUUAUCCUCCAAGUACAGUAUAACGUUCAACGAGUUGUGUAGUAACAUAAAUUGUAAGUAACAAAAGAAAAAUCAAAGAGCAGAGGACGAAAUAAGUAGAUAAAUAGUUGAUCGAUGCACACGCAAUUACCACACUCAUGUUGCUUGUGUACGACGGCAGAUGCGCGCAGACUUGUUUCCGGCGAUCGUCGAGAGGGUAAAGGCGUACCGGAGUCGCCGUUUCAUUCAGUAUACCAACGACUGUAGUGCCGGUGAGACGAGUAUCUCUCGAUUCGUGGGCGACUUUCGCACAGGUACACACUUUUGUGCACCUCAGUGGCUCGCUUUUUGCUUGUUCUAUCCGUGUUCCGUCUAUUUCCGUUCGGCAACGCGUGUGCCUCUUGCAACAGGAACGCAACAAGAAGAAAAUUCAUCGUUCGAUAACGAGGUCAAAAACGUGUGUGAAAGUAGUGGCACUCGCUUCAGUAUCGUCUAGAUUUUGGUCCUAGUCGCAACAACGUUCUUUAUUCCUGAAAGCUUUACUACAUGCGGUUUCUAAACUACGACCAAUUAUGACAUCCUGAUAGAUCAAGCUCCUACAGUUACAAAAGAGUCGCGUGACGUGAUAAAACGUUGGAAUUUUAACCGAUACAAGCUGGGUCGAAGCUAUUUGAAAAUUUAACCAAGUAAAAAGAACGGCAGCCAUGUCGUUUCUCAGAUCCAUUGGAGAUCUGAUCGGUUUCCUCAUCCUCACCCUGGUGUCCAUAUUCGAAAGCAUCAUCAAAACGUUCAUCCCGGCAAAAUACAAGAUGAAGAGCAUCAUCAGGGAGGUCGUCCUGGUGACUGGGGGUGGCGGCGGCUUGGGAAGGUUGAUCACCCUCAGGCUAGCCAAUCUAGGCGCCAUCAUGGUCAUCUGGGACGUUAAUCAGGAGGGUAUCGAGGAGACUGUCAAGCUGGUGGGAGCCUCGGGUGGUAUCUGUUACGGUUACAUUUGCGAUCUAUGCAAUCGAGAAGAUAUUUAUAAGAAAGCGAUGCUAGUCGAGGAAGAAGUUGGAAAGGUGACCAUUUUGAUAAACAACGCUGGCGUGGUGAGCGGCACGAAAUUUUUGGAUACGCCAGACAAGCUCAUUAUCCGAACGAUGAAUGUAAACGUGAUGAGCCACUUUUGGACAACAAAGGCAUUUUUACCUUCGAUGAUGAAAGACAAUAAAGGUCACAUUGUGAGUAUCGCUAGUCUUGCUGGGCACAUAGGGGUACCAAAAUUAGUGGAUUAUUGCACUUCAAAGUUUGCUGCAAUUGGAUUCGAGGAGGCCCUUCAUAUGGAAUUAGCUGCUGAUGGAUAUAAUAUCAAUACUACAGUGGUAUGCCCAUUUUUCAUUCGAAGCACAGGCAUGUUUGAUGACGUUUCAACUAGAUUUUUACCGAGACUCAGUCCAAAUGAAGUGGCAGAUCGAGUAGUGUAUGCUAUAAGAUGUAACGAAAAGAUCGCUGUAGUGCCGCGUUACCUUCACGUGCUUCUUAUUGCAAAAUGGUUAUUUCCAUGGGCUUCCGCAGGUAUGUUUAUACGAGGUAUAAUUUCAGAGAAUGUUCCAUGUCAUAAACCAUCGAGCAAUACUACCAACAAAGAAAAAAUCGUUCCCGUUAUGGUACCCAAGAAAUCGGAGAACACAAUUAUUCGUGAAAAAUUGACCAGACGUAUCGCCAAUUCUGAGAGGAAGCCUUAAUGGCUUUGUGAUCAACAAGUUUGCAAAUUUUACAUAUCCAACGUAUUUUCGAUUUCUUUCUCCUUUUCUGUAUAAAUGACGUAUGUAUAAAAGUUAGGAAAUAUUUUAACUAACAUACGAUAACAGCCAUGUUACUAAGAUGAAAGGCUCAGUUCGUUCGAAUUUUAAUGCACGUUAAAGAAACUUGUUUUCACAGCGAGUUGCUGUGUAAAAUUAAGACAAGUUUUGUAAAAGAAGAAGCGAGAAGUUGUAGAACUACUAUUCCCCAAAGACACGACCUCCAUAGAGAAAGAAAGAUUGAUUCCAGGGAAUACACUUUGGUAUUCUGUUUAGCUAUGUUAAGAAAUAAUAGCGUAAAUGAAAAUAAAGGUAUUUCCGUAAGUGAUGCUAUUUAUAAUUUUAGGUAGUGUGUUGUCUUCUGGAAAGUACUGCACAAUAUUAAUGAAGAUUUAUAUAUUUCGAUGUUACUGGGUAUUUCUGUAAUGUUUUGUACAAUAAUAAUAUUUUAUAGUACAGUAAUGAAAUUGAUAGUUACAAGUUUAAUAUUAUAAGUAAGAACGAUUGAUCUAGGCAACACGGGUACAAUUUUUACAAUUGGCUCUAUGUGAUACAAUGAGCAAUGAUAGUAAUGUAAGGAUAGCGUGAGAUUUGUUACUUGUAACUCAUGGCUGUAAAAGAACAAGUGUAUAUUUAUCUAGCGUAUGUAACAAACUUGGCGAAUUGUCACGGAAAAAAGAAAGAAAAAUUGCAGAUGUCCAACAAAAAAAAUAAAGAUUGUGUCAUUUGUACGUAUUGACCCACUUAAACUACCGACUUACGAGAUGAAACUUGUUGAUUCGAAACAACUAUAUGCAACUAUACCGUUAUCAUUUUAUAAUGGUGUGCCAUAUGUCUACUCUAAUAUACGAAUGAUUGUUUUAUACAUAGAUACUGUAAUAAAAUUACACACUUUA
Molecule: messenger RNA, 2713 nt
Organism: Eufriesea mexicana
Lineage: Eukaryota; Metazoa; Arthropoda; Insecta; Hymenoptera; Apidae
Product: estradiol 17-beta-dehydrogenase 11
Exons: 9
Coding region: 741-1760 (339 amino acids)
Cellular component (GO): lipid droplet
Molecular function (GO): oxidoreductase activity, acting on the CH-OH group of donors, NAD or NADP as acceptor
Source: RefSeq, a predicted model, not a curated record